Messenger RNA from Sinocyclocheilus grahami, 1054 nucleotides. Its product is annotated as sodium-dependent lysophosphatidylcholine symporter 1-like. Gene Ontology annotation, cellular component: plasma membrane. NCBI's taxonomy places the organism in Eukaryota, Metazoa, Chordata, Actinopteri, Cypriniformes, Cyprinidae. Gene Ontology annotation, biological process: carbohydrate transport. Gene Ontology annotation, molecular function: symporter activity. The transcript has 4 exons. The record is from RefSeq and is a predicted model, not a curated record. The coding region runs from base 46 to 405 and encodes 119 amino acids.
CCUCUGAGUAAACUGGACCGCAUAAAUGUCACCUAUCUAACUGGAAUGAAAAUGGUGGUGGGACACACUCCAUAUGUGCGGCUUGUAUUUGGCUUCCUAUUUGCUUCACUAGCCUUCCAGAUGGCUCAGGGGAAUUUUGCCCUUUUCUGUACUCACGCAGCGAAUAUGGGAGCAUAUUUCCAGCAUCUUGUUCUUAUAUUACUGACAUCAGCUACAAUAUCCAUCCCAAUGUGGCAGACACUACUGGUCAAAAAAGGCAAGAAGACCACCAUAUUCAUCGGCCUAUCGGUUUAUAUCCCAGCUCUAAUUGUGAUAUCCCUAGUGAAAAGUAAUUUACCCAUCUUCAUUAUUAUGUCCAUGGUAGCUGGCACGAGUCUGGCAGCCCUCUAUCUACUCCCUUGGUAAUUUAACAUUCAUGUAAUCUCUCUUUUACCACUAAAGCCCUCACUCCACCCAAUGUUUUCCUCUUGCAUUACUGAAACAUUACGCUAACCCAGAUGGUGGUCAGCUGGGAAUUAGUUGUAUGAUAUGUUCGUCAUUAUAAUGUUUGGUCGGUUCAGAAUGACACCAUACUUAAAUUCGAUCGCAAUUGAAACUUAUCAGACCAGGCAACUUUUUCCAAUCUUCUAUUGUCCAAUUUUAGUGAGCCCAUGCAGGUUGUAGCAUCAGGUUCCUGUUCUUAUCUGACAGGAGUGUCCUGUAGCCCAUCUGCAUAAAGGUUUGACGUGUUGUGCAUAUCAGAGAUGAUCUUCUGCAUACCUUGUAACAACUGGUUAUUUGAGUUCCUAUUGCCUUUCUAUCAGCUUGAACCAGUCUGGCCAUUCUCUUAUGACUUCUGGCAUCAACAAUGCAUUUUUAACCACAGAACUGCCGCUCACUAUUUCGUUUAUUUGGACCAUUCUCUGUAAACUCUAGAGGUGGUUAUGCAAUGAAAAUUCCUGUAGAUCAGUAGUUUCUGAAAUAAACCAGCCCAUCUGGCACCAACAACCAAUGCCACAUUCAAUGCCACUUAAAUCACCUUUUUUUCCCAUUCUGAUGCUCAGUUUGAGCUUCA